GAAAUACAAACAGCACUGCUAGUCGGUUUUGAGGCUGAGCAAAUUCAUUUACAUACUAUGAACCAUGGGACAACACAAAAAGUCAGAGGAUACCUCCACCUCCAUUUGAAUGGAAGGUCCUAUUCUCACCCAGAGUGAAGUCUGGAAAUUCGACUCUGGGAUUUGUGCUGAUUUCAACAAUACCCACAAAAGCGAUGCCUGUGUGACCCUCGUGAACAACAUCAUGGUGGAUAACAAGCCGACUGAAGCCUGUAAACACACAGAAACAGGCACUCAGGAAGAUGUCCCCACCAUCUCCCAGACAGAGACAACCAAAGUGGAUCAGCUUCACACAGCCGUCCCGCAGGGCCCAGCAUCGGAGGAAGAUUUAGGCACUCGUCCAGGACUGGUUCAGGACAGUGCUCACCAGCAUGAAUUGAUCAGUGGUGGUGGACCCACACGUAGAGAGCGAUUUACAUCAGACCGACAACAGGCCAGCCAAGAAAUCACCAUACUGGUAACCAACCAUGAGGCACCAGAGAUGGAGAUUGAAGAAUCUGAAAAAAUUGAAAUUCCCACCUUUCUUGAGCCAAACACCUCAGCUGAGUGUGCAACACCAACUGAAGAUGACAGUCUGGACGCUUCCAAGGUUGUGGCAGACCUAAUCGAGCUCAGCCAGCUACAGGAGACUAGAAUGAUCAGCAAUAGUUCAGCAGUGCAAAGUGUCAGCACAGUUGAGCGUGACUUACCACAGACCGAUAGAUACAGGGAAGUUCAUAUUGCACAAACUCAACAAACCAAGGUUUCUGAUGACUCUGCUAAUGCAGAGUUUGUUGUUUCUUCUGACCUGAAGGAUCCCAAGAUCAAAGUGGCAUUUAAGCAAACCAAACCUUUGGAACACAGAGAUGCAGAGGACCUCUGUAGAGUGAGACAGGACCUGACAUCUGGGCAACAGCAGCAUGUGCAGACCCAGGUUAGUCUGGAGGCCAUGUACCAGUCUGUGGCCACCAGCCCUAUGACCCCUCCUCAGGGUUCUGCUGCCUUCUUCUUCCCAUAUUCUCUCAGCAAGCUGGGUACCAGUGGAGAAAGUGAAGCGAUUGCAUCAGUCAAGAUGAAGGAUGCUGAACUCCAGGUGGGUGUACAGGUGGAGUAUCGAUCAGUUGCCACUGCUCCCAUGACACCUGUAGUCACGAACGCACCUGAGCUACAGAUAGAGACUCGGUCAGUUGCAACUGCUCCCAUGACACCUGUAGUUACAAAUGCACCUGACUUACAGGUUGAGACUCGGUCAGUUGCUACAGCUCCCAUGACACCUGUAGUUACAAAUGCACCUGACUUACAGGUUGAGACUCGGUCAGUUGCUACAGCUCCUAUGACCCCCAUUGCAACAACUGCCCCUGAACUGCAAGUGGAGACUCGUUCGGUCGCUACGGCUCCAAUGACUCCCAUUGCAACAGCUGCACCUGAACUACAUGUGGAGACUCGCUCAGUUGCCACUGCUCCUAUGACCCCUAUUGCAACAGCUGCACCUGAAUUGCAGGUAGAGACUCGUUCGGUUGCCACUGCUCCAAUGACCCCCAUUGCAACAGCCGCACCUGCAUUGCAUGUAGAGACUCGUUCAAUUGCCACAGCUCCUAUGACCCCCAUUGUAACAGCCGCACCUGAAUUGCAUGUGGAGACUCGUUCGAUUGCCACAGCUCCUAUGACCCCCAUUGCAACAGCUGCACCUGAAUUGCUGGUAGAGACUCGUUCAAUUGCCACCGCUCCCAUGACCCCCAUUGCAACAACUGCACCUGCGUUGCAUGUAGAGACUCGUUCAAUUGCCACAGCUCCUAUGACCCCCAUUGCAACAGCCGCACCUGCGUUGCAUGUGGAGACUCAUUCAGUUGCCACAGCUCCUAUGACCCCCAUUGCAACAACUGCACCUGCAUUACAUGUGGAGACUCGUUCAAUUGCCACCGCUCCUAUGACCCCCUUUGCAACAGCUGCACCUGCGUUGCAUGUGGAGACUCAUUCAGUUGCCACAGCUCCUAUGACCCCCAUUGCAACAGCCGCACCUGAGCUGCAUACAGAUACUCAUUCAAUAGCCACGGCUCCAAUGACCCCUAUUGCAACAAAUGCCCCUCGACUUCAUGUGGAGACUCACUCAAUUGCUACAGCUCCCAUGACUCCCCUAGAGACAAAACCACCUCAACUGCAGGUAGAGACCCGGUCGGUUGCUACAGCUCCCAUGACUCCCAUUGCUACAAGACCACCUCAACUACAUGUGGAGACUCGCUCUAUUGCCACGGCUCCCAUGACCCCCAUUGCGACAAGACCACCUCAACUACAUGUUGAGACCCGCUCUAUUGCCACGGCUCCCAUGACUCCCAUUGCGACAAGACCACCUCAACUGCAUGUGGAGACUCGCUCAAUUGCUACGGGUCCCAUGACUCCCAUUGCAAGAAAAGCACCUGAGCUACAAGUACACUCAAUUGCCACAAGUCCUAUGAGCCCUAUAGUCCUGAGCUCUCCUGAGCUGAUUCCAGUGCCUGAGCCAAGAGCAGCACCAGGGCCAGAGGAUCCGCCGGAGCCUGUACAAGAUGUGAGUUGGGACGAAAAAGGCAUGACAUGGGAAGUCUAUGGCGCUGUGGUGGAGGUAGCUGUUCUGGGUACCGCCAUCCAGAAACACCUGGAGAAACAGGUGAAGAAGCAACAGAAGCCACCUGUGGGUACACCUGCUCUGGCCCCAUCUUCAAGCAUCACAGACACAGCCUCUCCUCUCCCUUCCAGCCCACCGGCGACAUCAGCAUCUAGUCGGUGCAGUUCAGCAAAAGGAAGCAGGAAAAAGGAGGAAGGGAGAGGGACGAGGGGCAGACGGAGACAAAACCCUUUACGAUUGUUCUUCAGGAAUGUGCGGAGGCCAAGCUGCUGCUCUCGAGCGCACUCUGAGGAGAGACACUGAAGAAACGCUUUGAAAUGUUGGGCCUGAUGGCAGUCCAGCUAUACUUUAGGUCCUGACUGUUGACAGGAUUGGCCUGAUAACAAAGCACAUGUGUCUUCGCUAGUUGUAGCCAUAGAUCCAGUCACAGGAUCUGUCCAAUGAUGGGUUCCCUUUAAUGGCAAGCUCUCCCAGUGGCCGGGUAUGUUUUUAACCUCUUUUGGGUAACUGUGUUUCUUUUAUCAAGCUUUUCUGUGCUGGAAAUCAAAUGAGCACAAUACUGCGCUCCCAAGGAACUAAACAAGCUAUGGGUUGAACAAAAAGUACACUACGUGCCCUACGAUUCUUUGGCGAGACAUCCACAAGAGAACAUUUUGCCAUUGGCUAAAUCAGUGAGACAUUACUGAGUAUGUAGUGUUCUCCUCCAAGCGUAGUUCGGCUCUGAUAGCCCCCACCUUCUCAUGCGAGUACAGUAAAAGUGGAAGUUGAUUACGUUUCCUCAGUUAGAUGUAUUUGAGUAAAAUUUUGACAGAUUUGUUCUUGUCUGAGUAGUUUUAAAUGACAAUACUUUAACUU
Colossoma macropomum (tambaqui) is the source of this 3475-nucleotide messenger RNA. It is a transcript of the gene gprin1, whose product is annotated as proline-rich protein 36. Gene Ontology annotation, cellular component: plasma membrane. Gene Ontology annotation, biological process: neuron projection development. NCBI's taxonomy places the organism in Eukaryota, Metazoa, Chordata, Actinopteri, Characiformes, Serrasalmidae. The record is from RefSeq and is a predicted model, not a curated record. The transcript has 2 exons. Bases 110 to 2923 code for a protein of 937 amino acids.